AUGUCAACUGAGGAUGAUCCUAUUGCUAGACUGACAAAGAAUUUAGAAAGCACAAAUUUGAAUAUCGUGCCUGAUCUUGUGAAAGGACACCAAAAGAGGUCAUCGGAAGGGAGAUCUAUCUCUAUCACAUCCUCGGUAAAGCCGCCUUCGCCACAAAAAGAUGACUAUUGGAAUAGAUGCUCUAGAUUUAAAUGCGUCCCAUAUACUUCCUUUGUACAUACGAGUAUACACGAUCUUUCUAGAAAACCACCGGGAGAUAUAUUUCAAGACAGUAAAGAGGUGGCUCUAUUUACCAACUACCAGGCUUAUACAACCGCACGCAAAGACCUAAUACCUAGUUUGAGAGAUGGCAUUACCGAAUUGUACGAAAGUUCGCUUCUCGAAGCAAGAAGGCGAAAAGUCCCGUAUUUGGGUCAUGAUUUGUUUGCUAACAUUGACCAGUUCGUUCCCAUGACAAUCUCAGAAUUAGAUAGUAUCUCACCCUGUAUUUCAUACGUUGAGAAUUGGAAACUAAGUAAUCACGGUAAAAACUUUAAAAUUGGCAAAAAAUUCACUAUUGUAUCCGCAAGACAUCAUAUCGUGGAUUUGACCAUGCAUCGUUUUGACAGACGAAAUAAACGCAAGUCCUUAAUUGUUACGUAUAUGGGAGCUGGUUUGAUUUCAUUUUCUAGAAAUCCCAAAAACGACUUUCAAAUGUCCAAAGAGGGCAUUUAUUCAAGUGAUCCGAAUAUGAAGAAAAUUUGCUAUUCAGGAUUUGAAUUCGAACAUUGGGUAACUGAAGACAUAAAAGCCACUGACUUGAAUGGACCGAAGCACCCCAUUUUUUCCGUUGUGGAGAGUAAACUUUCAGAAGAUAUUGGCCUAUUAAUGCGAUGCGAAAUAGAUGCCUUCAACCCUGUUUCGAGAACAAACACAGAGCUAAAAUGUUUUGGCCCAUUAUCAAUGCAUAAUUCCAAUCAUAGGAAGAAACUCUUGAAAACGUGGAUACAGACAGGUUUACUGCCAAAUUCAGAUAUCGUGAUAGGUUUGCGAGAUAGCCAUAGCGGACAGUUACUGGAUAUACAAUGGUAUUCAAGGGAUUCACUAUACAAAAAGUUUAAUCAUCCUGGUUUGCCUCCAAGUAAAAAGGAGCUUAAUUUUAAUGCCAAAGUGGCGGUAGAAUGGUGUAAUCACUGUAUUAAGUCAAUCUGUGAGUUGGUGGAGGCAAACAUCUCUCAUUACAACUCUACAAGACCAGAAUCAUUUGAAGUUAGUAUUGACGCUAAUGGCACUAUCGCUAUCACUAAACUCAAUACUGUUCCAAAAAAUGUGGAAUUAUUUGUAACUUAG
Molecule: messenger RNA, 1329 nt
Organism: Saccharomyces kudriavzevii IFO 1802
Lineage: Eukaryota; Fungi; Ascomycota; Saccharomycetes; Saccharomycetales; Saccharomycetaceae
Gene: DXO1
Product: Dxo1p
Exons: 1
Coding region: 1-1329 (442 amino acids)
Biological process (GO): nuclear-transcribed mRNA catabolic process; NAD-cap decapping
Cellular component (GO): nucleus; cytosol
Molecular function (GO): mRNA 5'-diphosphatase activity
Source: RefSeq, a predicted model, not a curated record